Molecule: messenger RNA, 3054 nt
Organism: Scheffersomyces amazonensis
Lineage: Eukaryota; Fungi; Ascomycota; Pichiomycetes; Serinales; Debaryomycetaceae
Gene: MSH2
Product: mismatch repair ATPase
Exons: 1
Coding region: 77-3034 (985 amino acids)
Biological process (GO): mismatch repair; mitotic recombination
Cellular component (GO): nucleus; MutSalpha complex
Molecular function (GO): ATP binding; ATP-dependent DNA damage sensor activity; mismatched DNA binding
Source: RefSeq, a predicted model, not a curated record
UUUGUUAUAUAAGCAUCUCCACAUCUUGUAAAUAGUUAUAGCUAAUAGCAACUAGCUCUACAUACAUUUGGACAGAAUGUCAAGUACCAGACCAGACUUAAAGUUCUCGGAUAAUGCCGAUGAAAGACUGUUCUAUACCAAAUUCUCAAAAUUACCUACUAAAGAUAAUUCUACUAUUAGAAUAGUAGAUAAUAAUAAAGAUUACUUUACGGCAUUGGAUGAUGAUGCAGAUUUAAUUGCUGAUAAUAUUUAUAAAACUCAAUCAGUAAUUAAGUAUAGUCAAUCUCGUAAAAAUAAAUAUGUCACAAUUGCUUCACAAGUCUUUCUUAAUAAUGUAUUAAAGUUUGUUCUUAUUGAUAAACAUUUAAAGUUAGAGAUUUAUAAUAAAUCCUUUGAAUUAAUUUGUACUGCCACUGCCGGAAAUUUAGUUAAUUUAUCUAAUGAAUAUGGAGUUAAUCUCGAAUCAAUGUUUCAAGAUUGUUCAAAUCCAAUAAUUGCAGCUAUUAGGUAUACUUCAGUUGGCAAUAGUAUGAAGAAAGUAGGAGUUGCAUUAAUUGAUACUCUGAAUUCAACUAUCCAACUCUCUGAAUUUGAAGAUAAUGAUCUUUUCUCGAAUUUAGAAAGUUUAUUAUUACAACUUGGAGUUAAAGAGGUGGUUUUACCUUCUAAUUAUUCUCCUGAACAAGAAAAUUCAGAUACAAUCAAAUUAUUUCAAGUUAUUGAUAAAAUUGGAAAUCUUGUCAUUUCAUCAACAAAGUCAUCUGUUUUUAACACUAAAGAUAUAGAACAAGAUUUAUCUAAAAUUGUCAUUAAUGAUAAUGUUGAUAAAAAGGAUGAAGAAAUAAAAAUUGAACUUAUUCUUGCUUCAAAAGGUAUUAAUUCAAUAGAUUUUCAAAUCUCAUUAUCAUGUUGUAAUGCUUUAAUUGUAUAUUUGGAUCUUUUGGGUGAUAAUGAAUAUAAUUUCACUAUUGAUCAAUAUAAUCUUACUUCAUUUAUGAAAUUAGAUUCCUCAACUAUGAAGGCUCUUAAUAUUUUCCCAAUUUCUUCGUCUUCAUCAUCUACUACAUCUGCUUCUCCAAAUUCAAAAUCAUCUACUAUUGGAUCAAUUUUUGAAUUGUUAAAUAAAUGUAAAACCGUUGCUGGUUCUCGGUUAUUAUCUCAAUGGUUGAAGCAACCCCUUACAAACUUAUCCAUGAUUGAAGAAAGACAGGAUUUAGUUAGUUACUUGAUUUCCAACACUAACCUUCGAGUUUUCUUAUCUCAAGAAUUUGCAUCUCAAGUACCUGAUAUUAAACGUCUUCUUAAAAAGAUUUCAGUUGGUGUUGGUAAAAGUGUAGGAAAUGAAAAUAAAAAAUUAGAAGAUGUGGUUAGAUUAUAUCAAUUAAUCCUUGUCUUACCUACAUUAAUAGAGACACUUAAAACAGAAGCCGAAGGAAAUUCAUUAGUUGAGAAAUAUUGGUUACAACCUAUUCAACGAGAUUAUGAAUUAUUAUUAAAAUUCCAAGAAUUGAUUGAAACAACUAUUGAUUUAUCUCCCUUAGAAGCUUCUUCAUCAUUUGAUUUAUUAAAUACAGAUUUUAAUAUCAAACCUGAAUUUGAUGAUUCAUUAGUUGAAAUUGAUAAUAAAUUACAACUGGCUCUUGAAGAGAUUAAACAACAACAUAUUGAAGUUGGUGAUGAUUUAAAUAUGGAAUUGGAUAAGAAAUUAAAAUUGGAGAAACAUAUUCAACAUGGUUGGUGUUUUAGAGUCACAAGAAUUGAUUCCACUGUAUUAAGGAACACUAAUAAUAGAUAUAAUGAAUUACAGGUCGUUAAAGCAGGGGUCUAUUUUACAACCAAGAAAUUAGCUGCUUUAUCAAAGCAAUAUUCCGAUGCUUCUACUGAAUAUAAUCGUAAACAACGAGAAUUAAUUAAGGAAAUACUUGCUAUCACAUUAACUUAUCAACAAGUAUUUACCUCUCUUACAUUAAGUAUAUCCCAUUUGGAUGUUUUGACUAGUUUUGCUAAUGUUGCUAUCACAGCUCCAAUCACAUUUAUUAAACCUAAGUUACAUCCAUUAAGUGGUUCUAUAGAUUCUCCUGAAUUUAAAAAUAGAAAAAUUCAAUUAAGAGAUGCACGUCAUCCAGUUGUUGAAGUUCAAGAUGAUGUUAGUUUCAUUGCAAAUGAUGUCAAAUUCUCCAAUGAAGAUAAGUCAUUUGCUAUAAUUACCGGUCCUAAUAUGGGUGGUAAGAGUACAUAUAUUAGACAAGUAGGAGUCAUUGCAUUAAUGAGUCAAAUUGGUAGUUUCAUUCCUGUCUCGGACGAUGAAGAACCAGCAGAAAUUCCAAUUUUUGAUGCUAUUUUAUCAAGAGUUGGUGCAGGUGAUUCACAAUUGAAAGGAUUAUCAACAUUUAUGAUUGAAAUGUUAGAAACUUCGUCUAUUUUAGCAACAGCCACUCAUAAUUCCCUUAUCAUUAUUGAUGAGUUGGGAAGAGGUACAUCAACUUAUGAUGGGUUUGGAUUAGCAUGGUCAAUUCUGGAACAUUUGAUAACCAACAAGAACUGUUUUACAUUAUUUGCUACUCAUUUCCAUGAAUUAACUCAAUUAGCUUCAAAGUAUUCAAAUGUUGAUAAUUUACAUGUUGUAGCUCAUGUUGAGAAAGAUUCAGAAAAUGAUGAUGAUAUAACUUUAAUGUAUAAGGUUGAACCUGGGAUUUCAGAUAAAUCUUUUGGUAUUCAUGUAGCUGAACUUGUAAAAUUUCCUACUAAGAUUAUUAAUAUGGCUAAGAGGAAAGCUUCAGAAUUACAAGAUACUAAUCUUUCAGAAAAUGAUAAAUUUAUUCAAAAUAAAAGAACUAAAUGUAAUGAACAAGAAAUUAAUGAUGGACUUAAGAAAUUAAAGGAUGUUUUAAAACAAUGGAAGAAUUCUUGUUAUAAUGAAGCUGAUGGAACUAAUAAAUUCACUAGUGACGAAGCAAUUGAAAAAUUAAGAAUUUUAGUUGAUGAACAAGGACUUCAAAAUAACAAGCUAGUUAGUGAAAUUCUCAACUUAUAGAUAGAGUUAAUACUUUUUUA